Cavenderia fasciculata is the source of this 333-nucleotide messenger RNA. It is a transcript of the gene phf5a, whose product is annotated as PHD finger-like domain-containing protein 5A. The record is from RefSeq and is a predicted model, not a curated record. The transcript has 4 exons. Bases 1 to 333 code for a protein of 110 amino acids. NCBI's taxonomy places the organism in Eukaryota, Evosea, Eumycetozoa, Acytosteliales, Cavenderiaceae. Gene Ontology annotation, cellular component: precatalytic spliceosome; catalytic step 2 spliceosome; U12-type spliceosomal complex. Gene Ontology annotation, biological process: mRNA splicing, via spliceosome.
AUGUCCAAACAUCACCCCGAUCUUAUUAUGUGCAAGAAGCAACCAGGCAUUGCUAUUGGUCGUGUAUGUGAAAAAUGUGAUGGAAAAUGUGUUAUAUGCGAUUCAUACGUUAAACCUCAAACAUUGGUAAGAGUAUGUGAUGAAUGUAAUUAUGGUUCAUAUCAAGGUCGUUGUGUCAUUUGUGGUGGUGUUGGUAUCUCUGAUGCAUACUAUUGUAAAGAAUGUACUAUACAAGAAAAAGAUAGAGAUGGAUGUCCUAAAAUUGUUAAUCUUGGUAGUUCAAAGACUGAUCUAUUCUAUGAAAGAAAGAAAUAUGGAUUUAAAAAGAGAUAG